Messenger RNA from Lathyrus oleraceus (garden pea), 727 nucleotides. RefSeq lists its product as uncharacterized. NCBI's taxonomy places the organism in Eukaryota, Viridiplantae, Streptophyta, Magnoliopsida, Fabales, Fabaceae. The transcript has a single exon. The coding region runs from base 181 to 582 and encodes 133 amino acids. The record is from RefSeq and is a predicted model, not a curated record.
UCACAACCAUUUCUCACACAUAAGAUAACUCCUAUAAAUACAUAGAUAUCAAAUGAAACCUCUCACUUCAAAACAUUCAUCAUUCUUCUCGCACUUUAAUAUCUCAUAGCGAAUAUAUAUACAGUCAAAGAAUCCCUUGUUCAAUUAUAUUUCAAACUGAUUACUCUUGUGUAAGAAAAAAUGGGAAACUGUUGCAAAGCAGCAUCUUCAAUGGAGUGGGGUGGAGAGGAUUGGGAAUCUUUGAAGGUGUUUGACGAAGCUUCUCAUCUUGAUCAUCGUCAGAAGAAGGAGAAUGAUAUGUUAGAAAAGCUUAGAGAUUCUUGUGAUGUAAAUGGGAGAGUGACGUUGAAGAUUUCGAAGAGCGAGCUAGCUGAAUUAUUAGGAGCUAUACAACAGAAUAAUAAUAACAACCAUCAACAGGCUCAGCAUCAUAUAAAGAAUAUGACGAAGAAGAAGAAGGAGUUAGGUUCUGCAGAACAAGUUCUUUAUCGGUUAAUUAAAGCUAAAGAUCAAGAAAUUGUAAAUAAGAAUCACUGCAAUACUCAGUGGAAACCGAUGCUAGAGUCCAUUUCUGAAAGUUAAUUAGUACUAGUUACUAAGGUUAAUUAGUUUUCAUAUGGUUGGUCUGGUUAGGGGUCGUCUAAAUGUGUAUGAUCUUUUUCCUUUUCUUUUGUAAAGUUUAUCUAAUUCAUCCAAAUAAAAUAAUUUAGGACUUGUUUGAAUCUCA